This is a messenger RNA of Rodentolepis nana, 267 nucleotides long. The record is from the annotation of a GenBank genome assembly. NCBI's taxonomy places the organism in Eukaryota, Metazoa, Platyhelminthes, Cestoda, Cyclophyllidea, Hymenolepididae.
AUGGGUCAGUGUUGCUGCUUUCUCUACGCCUACUUCUUUGAGCCCCCUGUGAUACGCGUUCUCAUGCUUGGACUGGACAACGGAGGCAAAAAGACCAUCCUCUCACGACUUGGAAGCAUCAUAUCCUUCGAACCGGCCCGAUUUUUUCAAGUGGACACUGUGGAUUAUAAGGAGUUAUACAUUCGAUCUUGGGAUAUUGGUGGAUUUUGCCAACCCAAAUCUCUCUGGAGGCAUUUUUAUCAGUAUACUGAAGAACGAUCCGAGUAG